AUGUCUAUGACUGACAAGGUCAUCGCUGUUACUGGCGGCGCCAGCGGCAUCGGCCUCGCCACUGCCAAGAUGCUCGCCGACCGCGGCGCCAUCGUCUGCAUCGCCGACGUCGACGUGACCGCCCUCGAAACCGCCCAGGCCUUCUUCCAGUCCCAGAGCCCGACGGGGACCGCGGAACGGUUCUCUGUCACGCGCGUGGACGUCUCGGACCGCGCAGCGGUGGACGGCUGGAUCCAGGGCAUCGUGGCGCUCUUCGGGCAGCUCGACGGCGCCGCCAACGUCGCGGGCGUGAUCGGCCGGAGCCACGCGGCGGGCACGCUGGCGGACCUCGAGGACGACGAGUGGGACAGGCUGAUGAACGUGAACCUCAAGGGGUGCAUGCACUGCCUGCGCGCGGAGCUGCGCAGCAUAGUGGACGGCGGGUCCAUCGUCAACGUUGCCUCGAUCCACGGCACCAACGCAAUGGCGCUGCAUGCCGCGUACGGCGCGAGCAAGCACGGCGUGGUGGGCCUGACGAGCGCGGCGGCAAAGGAGAACGGCGGCCGGGAGGUGCGAGUCAAUGCGGUCGCGCCGGGCGCCAUCUACACGCCGAUGAUGCAGCAGUCGCUGGUCCAGCUGGGACUGGAUCCGGCCGAGCCGGCGAGUGAUUUGAGCGCGAUCAGGCGACAGGGACGGCCGGAAGAGGUGGCGUCGGUAAUUUGCUUCCUGCUGGGGCCGGAGAGCAGCUACGUCACGGGGGCGGUGUAUCCGGUGGAUGGGGGCUGGCUUUAG
Messenger RNA from Cordyceps fumosorosea ARSEF 2679, 771 nucleotides. RefSeq names its product NAD(P)-binding domain protein. The record is from RefSeq and is a predicted model, not a curated record. Lineage: Eukaryota; Fungi; Ascomycota; Sordariomycetes; Hypocreales; Cordycipitaceae. Bases 1 to 771 code for a protein of 256 amino acids. The transcript is spliced from 2 exons. Gene Ontology annotation, molecular function: oxidoreductase activity.